UUGCAGUUCCGAGCGAAUGAUCGAAUCACAAUCAUUGAACGGGUGGACGCAGACUGGUUACGUGGGCAGCUGCAGGGUCGAGAGGGCAUCCUUCCGUCCAAUUACGUCUCAUGUCCGGACAUUGACCGUGUGCCGAUGUCUCAACUUGCCGUACAAACUGGUCCACUUGAGAAAAUGACUGCAGCGUAUGACUACUCGUCAGGUGUAGCAGGCGAUUUGGUGUUCAAAGCUGGUGACACAAUAGAAGUGAUUGCUCAGUUGGAUGAACAGUGGGUUCGCGGACGAGUCAAUGGUGAAGAAGCAAUCGCCGAUCAUUGCUCAGAUGACCCAGAUAAACUGUAUUUUUCCAAGGGAGACAGAAUAAUCAUCACCGAAGACGUGGACAGUUACUGGUACCGCGGAAAAGUUGAAGGUUUCAAAACAUUACCGGCUGGAAUAUUCCCAAAAGCUCUCGUCAAAGAAGAUUAG
This is a messenger RNA of Cooperia oncophora, 468 nucleotides long. Lineage: Eukaryota; Metazoa; Nematoda; Chromadorea; Rhabditida; Trichostrongylidae. The record is from the annotation of a GenBank genome assembly.